This is a messenger RNA of Triticum aestivum (bread wheat), 1759 nucleotides long. RefSeq names its product probable CCR4-associated factor 1 homolog 11. NCBI's taxonomy places the organism in Eukaryota, Viridiplantae, Streptophyta, Magnoliopsida, Poales, Poaceae. The transcript has a single exon. Bases 201 to 1109 code for a protein of 302 amino acids. Gene Ontology annotation, cellular component: CCR4-NOT complex. The record is from RefSeq and is a predicted model, not a curated record. Gene Ontology annotation, molecular function: nucleic acid binding; poly(A)-specific ribonuclease activity.
UCUACUGUACUAUGCUGCUUAGCUUCUCUGAAUUACAGCCGGUCCGUGUCCCACUCCCACCACCGCAAUAGCCUUCCUCGUCCGACUACGACUACGACUCCACUCCCUCUCCUUCCUUAUAAUGCGAAACACGCCACCCGCCUAGCUAACACGAACGCAGAGCUACAAGCUUCUCCUGUUGAUCAGAGGCAUCGAUCAGCAUGAACCCGGCCGCCGGUAUGUUUCCACCGCCGCCGCCGCCGCCACCACCUUUCCACUACGCGUUCCCGAUGCAGCCCCCGCCGUACUUCUACCAUGCACCCAUGUCGCCGGUAUGGCCGUCGUCCGCGGUCCCGGUGCGCUCCGUGUGGGCGCCCAACCUCAAGCAUGAAUCGGCCAACCUCCGCCACGUCGCCAGGAACGCCCAGUACGUCGCCAUCGACGUGCACUACCCGGGCGUCGUCCACCACCCCAGCCAGGACCACAACGCCCUCACCGUGGAGGAGCGCUACGCCCUCGUGAAGGCCAACGUCGACGGCCUGAAGCCGCUCCAGCUCGGCAUCGCGCUCUACGACAGCGACGGCGGGUACCUCGACGCCUGGGAGUUCAACCUCCGCGACUUCCGCCCCCAGGCCGACCCGCACGACGAGAACUCCCUCGCGUACCUCGCCGGCCGCGGCCUCGACGUCGGCGUGCUCCGCGACCACGGCGUCAGCGCCGACGUGCUAAGCAAGAUGCUGUUUGAAUCCGGCCUGAUCAGCGCUCGGCCUCGGCGUGGGCGGUCGCGGAGUUGGAUCACCUACGCUGGGGCCUACCAUGUCGCAUACCUGCUCAAGAUUGUCACCGGCGGCGCCCCGCUGCCGCGAGACGUGGCCGGGUUCAACGGCGCCGUGCGGCGUUACCUCGGCGACCAGGUCUAUGAUGUGGCUAGGAUGGCGGCCGACUGCCUGGACAUGCCGCUCGGGCUGGAGAGCAUCGCCGCUCACCUCGGCUUCCAUCCGCCGCUGGGGAGCCCACGCCUCGCAGCUGCCGCCGGCGUGCACGCGCUGCAGGUAUUCAUGCGGCUGAAGUACGGAAAACUCGGCGGCGAUGUGCGGAGGUACCGGGGUCUUCUUGAAGGCCUGCAUUAGGUCGAUCUGACACCAACAAUGCUGAGCCGAGAAUUCGAAGCUCGUGCAAGGAAGACUGUUGCUGACCUGCGUCCAUGGUAGCUCUGAUCAAGUCCUUUGAAGUCCCAAGUCCGAAGAAUCCCGUUUCAGAAAAAAACCAAAAAAAAAAAAACUACUCCCUCUGAUCCACGACAAUUAAUAUGGAUCGAAGUGCUACGGUUUUAAAGUUUCAGUAGUAGUUUCCUCGGGAAAAAAAGUUCAAGUAUUAGAUUUUAUAUUUUUCAGUAAAGUCUGAAAAAAUCCGUUUCAGUGAAGUUUCCUAGUUUUCUCAGAAAAAAAACGUAUAGUAUCAGGUAGCAAGGAAGUACGGAGAGUUAAGCAGCCAACGUGGAGGUACCGAGGUGUUCUUCAAGGCAUCCACUAGGUCGAUCUGACACCAACGAUGCUGAGUCGAUAAUUCAAAGUUCGUGCAAGGAAGACUGAUGCCGACUUGCGUCCUUUGGUGGCUCUGAUCAAGUUUUUGAAGUCUGAAGAAUUUAGCAGUACUACACUUUUGAAGUUCAAGUAUUAGACUUUCUUUUUUUCAGUAUAGCUUCAUAGUAAUGUUGCCCAUGUAAUCGCAAAAAGUAUGUUAAAGUUAUAGUAUAAAGAUACCCAGUUCUUUUCUUUUC